This is a messenger RNA of Nymphalis io (European peacock), 2938 nucleotides long. It is a transcript of the gene in, whose product is annotated as protein inturned. The coding region runs from base 61 to 2754 and encodes 897 amino acids. The transcript is spliced from 13 exons. Gene Ontology annotation, molecular function: protein binding. The record is from RefSeq and is a predicted model, not a curated record. Gene Ontology annotation, cellular component: cilium; cytoplasm. NCBI's taxonomy places the organism in Eukaryota, Metazoa, Arthropoda, Insecta, Lepidoptera, Nymphalidae. Gene Ontology annotation, biological process: establishment of planar polarity; vesicle-mediated transport; nervous system development.
AUACAUUUAAAAAUGUAAAUCAAUAAACAAUAAAUAAAACAUUAAAACUAGCUUAUAACAAUGAAUUCUUUUAAGAACAAAAUAAACUAUGAAAGCCCAUGCGACUCAGACAAUGAUUGGACAAAUUCUUCAGAAGAAUCAAAAUACUCUGAUUCAGAAAGUUCGGUCCCAGAUUGGGAUUCGGACAUAGGUGAGGAUGGAGAACUUGUUUAUGUAAAAAUAAAAAGUAUCACUAAACCAGCAGAUGACGCGAAGGCGCCGCUCUUAGAAAAUUGUGAGGCUUUUAAAUUAAGGAGCGAUUUUAAAAGGUCCUCCACUAGACGUUCUACUAAAGGUAGAAUUUUUAAAGUAUUGAAAGCACGAAAAGUGAUAAACAAAGGAAAUGGAAAUGAAAAGAAAAAGGAUGUUGAGGAUAAUAACAAAUUUGUUAUCAUACAGGUUAGCAAAAAUAUGAUAUUUAGUAGUGAAAAAAAUUGUCAAAUAGAAAAACUCUUUGGAAUUAGUGUAGAAACACAUGCAGAUGGCAAAACGUUAGUAGUUGCUGAUUUCUUACCUGAAUCAAAAGCGAUAUACACUCCAAAAGUGAAAACAGGAUUUCAUUUACAUAAAAUAAAUGGUAUUGAGGUCACAUCCUUCAAUAUUAAUAAUGUUCUCCAAAGGGUCAUUGAGGAUGUUGACAAUCCUAAAUUAACAUUUCAAGUAGUCACAGAAGGUUAUAACUUAGAUAUUGAAAAGUUACUGACAUCAAAGAGCACACCAGAAAAUUCUUUAACUCAAAUAUUAAAAGAUGCUAUGUGUUCAGUACUUUAUAUAUGCUGCAAUGAUGUAGAAUAUCAAAGUAAUGAUGAUAAAGGUGUCCUUUAUUGUUUUCCUAGGCCGUUUAAUCAAAACUUUCUGUAUAACACAAGAGGUGCUUAUUUGACCCUUAACCACUUAGCCCCUAAAUCUUUGGGCACUAGUGAGCCUACUGUAUCCACUGUCUUACAUAAAAAUCAACUAAUAAACAUUACAUAUGCAUCUCAUUACAGUGAUUUGCUCUUGGUUGCAAUACCAAGUGGUGAAAUUGAUGUGUUUGCUGCUAAAAGAGUAAUAAAUGAUAUAGUUCGUGUUUUAGAAUUUUUGUAUGGCUCAUUGAAAACAUGCUUUACGAAACCAAAUAAUGUUGAUAAAUUAGAUGGUUUGUUUUCCCGUUUUUUUGUAACACUAUUAUUUGGAAGUAUCGGUGCAGAUAAAAGUAAGAGCAUGAGUACAAUGCAUGGAAGUUCAUAUUUUGAAGAGUUAUUGGCAGCUCAAGUAGUGUCCUUACCCUUGGAAGUUAAAAUUCAAGUAGAUGAUGCCAUAACAGAAUUAGAGGCAGCAGAUUAUAGAGAGUGGAUUGAUGAUGUUGAAAAUUUUCAAAGACUAUAUACAGUAAUAGGAUCCUGUUUAUAUUACUCUGGGCAUGUAUUAAGCUCACAUUUAGAAGAUGAAGAUUUAAAAGAAGUUAACGCAUAUUUGAGAUUAAAUGGAAUAUUGAAACUUAGUUCGGAAAAAGAAAUAGAAAAGCUUGUUGUAUGGAAAGAAGUAUUCAUAAAUGAACAUAGAAAACAAAGUAAAAAUGAUGGUAGCGAAAACAGAAUUCCAGAUGGCCGAUGGUUUAUUCUUAUUGUAGGAAAAGGGCACUUUAUAUUGGCAACGCUAAUGGAAGCGGGAGGAUGUACGGAAGAUGCUGUAGGUGUGACUCCACCGUCACCAUUUUACGUCGAGGAAUGUGAAAGUUGUGUAGAACUGUUAUUCGAAGUUGGAUUAAACAAAUACCUACCAUCGUGGUUCUCAUCUAACACGCAGCCUCAAGUCGAAGUAACGCCCGAGUAUCUUACUAAGCAAGGAAAAAAAUUAAGAAAUGCUUCUUCUAAGUUGGAUGUAAGAAGUUCAUCGAAAGUCUCAAAAGCGCAUCUAGACGUUAAGAGGCGUCACAAUUCUACUGAGCAGAUCAACACGGGGUCCGCAAGUGACAAUUCGAUUAACAACUAUCAUAGCACAAGUCAACAUAAUCUACAUGCGCAAUGGUACAAUGGACCAUUGAAACAAUACAGGCAUUCUAGUUUGGAUGUCAGUUAUUCCGAAGAUUCUGGAAGCUUGAAAAGUAAUAGUGAACUAAGUGAAGACCGUAUAGUUGGUAGAAGAGCGGAUAGAGAACAGAAAAACAGACGCGAUUCGUCAGAAUCUGAUUCGGAUUGGGAUAAACAGGAUGGCAGCAGAUCCAGCAAUAUAGACAUGACGGAUAUGAGAAAAGCUUUAUUAGAUGAACUUAAUGAUGUUGCCGUUCACAAAAUAACAGCAGGGGAAGAAAAUGUGUUAUUCCAUUUUGUACAUUUGGAAUCGGAAAAGGGAAUACUAAUAGCGCCUGUAAAAAAUAUAGAAGUACAAGCAAACAACGCCUUAUAUACAUACAUAUUGAAAACAUUUAGAAGUGCCUCUAAGAAGAUUCAUGACCUACUCCAACACAGUAUUAAGUUUAAACAAAGUGACUUGCCGUCUAAUCCUCUUAAUAAAAUUCUUGUCGCAGUAAAAGAGUAUGGAAUGCUUUUUGAAGCACCGAGUGAAGUAUUGAGUCAGUGUGGGAUUAGUAAGAAGAAUUGUGAACCCUUUUACUUCUGGGUUGUUGGACGCGUGUUUAGUGAACCAGAGCCUCGAGAGCUUUAUUUAUGUUAUCAUGAGUCUGUACCUCAAGAUCUAACAGAAGUUGCAUAUUUACUGUCAUAUUUGGAAUAGAUGUAUAUGUUUAAAGAUGUGAUCUUUUUUAUAUGAAUAAUUUGAAAUUAGACAGCUUAUAUUUUUUGUGAUAAUAAUUAUUGCAAAAUUUAGUUAGACUGUAAGCAAUCUCCACAAUCCGUCCAUUCAAGUUUUAUUUUUCUUAUAUCUAAUAUCGUAUUAUUUUUUAACAAAUAUAUUUUUU